UUCUUCAUUUGAAUCUGGAUCCAGCGCCUUCUAUAGUCUCUAUUUGCAAACCCAAACCCUAUUUUUCUUUCUCUCUCUCUUCUUUCGUUUAUCUUUCUUCCUUGUUUGGCGUCAGCGAUAGAUUACGCAUUGCACAAUGAGGAAGGGGACUAAGAGGAAGACGAAACAGCAGCAAGAAGCCAAACAGGACGCAGCCGAAGACAACAAGCCUCGAGCUAAACGAGCCAAAACCUCCAAGCCUCAAUCCGAGCCUGAGUACUUCGAAGAUAAGCGCAACUUGGAAGAUUUGUGGAAGGAAACAUUCCCCGUUGGAACUGAGUGGGACCAAUUGGAUACCGUGUAUCAAUUCAAGUGGGAUUUCUCAAAUCUAGAAAAUGCGUUUGAAGAGGGUGGCGUGUUGUAUGAGAAGAAAGUUUACCUAUUUGGUUGUACUGAGCCUCAACUCGUCACGUUCAAAGGGGAAAGCAAAGUUGUCUGCGUACCUGCUGUAGUAGCUGUUGUAUCACCUUUCCCACCAUCUGAUAAAAUUGGAAUAAACUCAGUCCAAAGAGAGGCUGAAGAGAUAAUUCCCAUGAAGCAGAUGAAAAUGGACUGGGUUCCAUAUAUUCCCUUGGAGGAUCGAGAUAGCCAAGUGGACAGGUUAAAAUCCCAAAUAUUUAUCUUGAGCUGCAACCAGAGAAGGUCUGCUUUAAAACACCUGAAGUUGGAUAGAUUAAAAAAAUAUGAAUACUGCUUGCCUUAUUUCUAUCAGCCAUUUAAGGAAGAUGAACUUGAACAGAGCACUGAAGUUCCUAUAAUAUUUCCUGCUGAGCCAAAGCCGGUCUUCUGUGAAUUUGAUUGGGAAUUAGAUGAACUUGAGGAGUUUACCGAUAAACUUGUUGAGGAGGAGGAGUUAUCAGAAGAUCAAAAGGAUGCAUUCAAGGAAUUUGUCAAGGAAAGGGUUCGUGAAGCAAAGAAGGCUAAUAGAGAGGCAAGGGAGUCUCGGAAAAAGGCCAUUGAAGAAAUGAGUGAGGAAACUAAAGCUGCAUUUGAGUCUAUGAGAUUUUACAAGUUCUACCCUGUUCAAUCUCCAGAUGCACCAGAUGUAUCAAAUGUUAAGUCUCCAUUCAUUAACAGGUAUUACGGAAAGGCUCAUGAGGUUCUGUGAUUGGCAGCAAAACUUGUUAUGCCUAACACAACAGAUGUUUUGUUUAUUAUGAAUGAAUUUCAGGAGGCAACCCCCUGGUGCCCCAUCGAAAUUCCAUUGCCAGUGUAGUUGUUGUCUAAAGCGACAUACAAUGUAAAACUGUAGAUCAGAGAUCCUAGAAAAGUGAACUAGGUGUUGGAAGGAGUAUAGACAUGUUUCUUGUUUCAUUGUUGAAGAGAAUUCCUGAGCUUCUGGAGCUGCGACUUGCGUGGUUGUCGGAUAAUUCUUUUUCCCUUCAAAGUUAGAUGUACGACAGUUUUGAUUCUGAGCUAAAUGAAGAAAUUAUUAAUUCAUUGC
Messenger RNA from Vigna radiata var. radiata (mung bean), 1483 nucleotides. Its product is annotated as protein HEAT INTOLERANT 4. Bases 137 to 1147 code for a protein of 336 amino acids. The transcript is spliced from 14 exons. Lineage: Eukaryota; Viridiplantae; Streptophyta; Magnoliopsida; Fabales; Fabaceae. The record is from RefSeq and is a predicted model, not a curated record. Gene Ontology annotation, biological process: regulation of cellular response to heat.